This is a messenger RNA of Grus americana (Whooping crane), 1004 nucleotides long. RefSeq names its product small nuclear RNA activating complex polypeptide 2 (gene SNAPC2). Gene Ontology annotation, molecular function: RNA polymerase II general transcription initiation factor activity. Gene Ontology annotation, biological process: snRNA transcription. The transcript has 5 exons. NCBI's taxonomy places the organism in Eukaryota, Metazoa, Chordata, Aves, Gruiformes, Gruidae. Gene Ontology annotation, cellular component: nuclear body. Bases 38 to 994 code for a protein of 318 amino acids. The record is from RefSeq and is a predicted model, not a curated record.
CGUGCGCCGGCCCGGUUCUCCCACCGUUCCCCCCGCCAUGAAGCCGCCGCUGCGUCCCCGCUUGGCCCCGGCUCGGUACGUGACGGGCCCGGGGGAAGCGGCGGGGGAGGCGGAGGGGAGACGGAAAGCCUGGUCGGUGCGGGAGAAACGGGCGCUGCUGGCGGCGUUACGGGAUCAGGCAGCGCUCGGUGUUCCCGAGUUCCAAGCGCGGCCUUUGAGGGAGCGGUUGCCCCGACGGAGCGAGGCCGAGAUCCUCUCGUUCCUGUGCCGGUUGCGGGGCCGGGUGGCGCGGGAGGCCGUGAGCACCCAGUACCGGCACUGCCUGGAACAACAACGCUGCCGCCGCUCCCAAGUCCCGGCACCCAUCGAGGUGUGGUUGGAACUGGCCGAGACGUUGGCGGAAGGGCUGGAGGAAGCGACGGCGGCUGCUUUCUCCCAGGUCCUCACCGUCGCGGCCACAGAGCCGUUGAGCCUCCUCCAUUCCGUCCCACCGCGUCCCACCGCGACGGAUGGGGACGGAGAAACAAUAGCAGGGGGGGACGCCGCAACCCCCCGUUCUUUUCCGCGGCCCGACGUCCCCGAGGGAUUCGCCGUCGAUUUUCAGAGGGUUUACGAGUACCUGGCGCGGCUCUGCCGGGGCGCGAAGGGUCCCGCGCUCCCCCCGGGCGAAUCGGCGGUGGUGCUGGCACUGCUGAGCUCCCUCCCGCCGGAGCUGAGCGCCCUCGACUGUGCCGCCCUUCGUGGCCACUUUCGCGGGGUCUACGGCGCCCUGACGGCCCCCUGCUUCUCGGAAACGGAUCCCCCCGGUCCCCCCUCGCAGCCCGGUACCCCAGAAUCUGGUUGGAGGGGGGUCGGUCUUUGUCCCCUCAACCUUUUUCUGGUACCGUUGAGGCUCCUGGGACGAGCGGAAGCUUCGGGGGAAACGGGGACCCCCUGUUCCCGGGGUGGGACGCCCCCUCCCCAGGCGGGGUGGCGGGAUGGGGGUGGGGAAUAAAUACGGUGAU